Aspergillus chevalieri is the source of this 501-nucleotide messenger RNA. RefSeq lists its product as uncharacterized. NCBI's taxonomy places the organism in Eukaryota, Fungi, Ascomycota, Eurotiomycetes, Eurotiales, Aspergillaceae. Bases 1 to 501 code for a protein of 166 amino acids. The transcript has 2 exons. The record is from RefSeq and is a predicted model, not a curated record.
AUGAGCCAGGAAAAGGAUAUUCUGACAAUCUGUGGAGGCCCAAACACACAACAAAAUGAACGACCUUCAAAAUCACCAAUCGCCCACUUCAUCACCUCCAAGCACCAACCCCAAAUCCUCUCCUCACCAGUGACUCGCAUUCUCGCAGUAGCUCACGAGCAACAAGCAAACACAAAUCCGUGGUGUUUCUACCUCCAGUCAUCCCCCAACACCUCCAUCUGCCUGGACUAUCAACCCAGCUACAGCGUUCCCAGCACUAACAUCCAAGGCGGCUCCAAGGCAAACCUGAUCCUCUCAGAGCUGCCGUAUCUUCUGCCACCUGAUGCACAGGCAGAUUUUGCUCUGGAAGUUGUUCCGGGGCUGACGGUUGUGGGUGUUUAUGAUAGAUUGGUUGAGCAUGGGCAUCAUAAGUACGAGUUUGAUUCGAAGGGUGUGGGGUGUAGGCUUUUGGGCCACAGAGCAGAUGGAUGUUUCGCUGAGAGAGAAUCUCAUCACAGAUGA